CCAACAACAACAACCAGGUUAAUGGGGGCUUACACUGCGACCAGAGCAUCAACUUUCAGGGCUGGUAUCGCCUGUUCCUGGGGCACACCAGCGUUCAGAUGCCAGAGAGGUGUGUGGAGAUUAACAUGUGUGGAACCCACGCCCCCCUGUGGCUCACAGAGCCCCAUCCCCAGCUGUCAGACAGGGUGGUUCAGAGGGGCGUCUGUGGGAGCUGGUCUGGUAACUGCUGCUCGUUUAAACAACCUCCCAUCCAUGUCAAAGCCUGCUAUGGAAACUACUAUGUCUACAAGUUGGUUCCUGCAAUAAACUGCCACUUGGCCUACUGUGCAGACGUCAACACCAAGGUGUGUUCUACCUGUAGAGAUGAUGACACCUGUAGGAGUGAGGAUAAGAUCACCUGGAGGUGUGAGAGGAAAGCCCCUACACCUACACCUACACCACCUCGGAUAACUGUUACCACCACCAAUCCUCCUAUCAUGGCCCCAGAGGUGGUGUGUGGGCAGAGCAUGAUACAGGUGGGUCUAAACAGGGCUAACCUAAGGGCCGCUGGUCUGAACGCUUCCACAGCUCACCUGGCCGACUCUAGGUGCUCCACCCACGAGGAUCGUAACGGCACGGUGUGGUACCAGGUGGAGCGCAGGGAGGGACGCUGUGGAAACACUCUGGAGACUAACACCACCCAUGCUGUCUACUCCAACAGCUUAUUCGUUUAUCCAGUAGAUGGGAGGAACGACUCUCUCUCCCGACCCGUGAGCUUUCCUCUCUCCUGUGUCUAUCCUCUGGGGACAGAGAGCAGUCUGAAUGUGGCCAUCAGACCCUAUCUACUGAAUAGUCGUGGAGCUGUUGGAGUCGGUUCCAAGGCCAGAGCCUCCAUGUUUCUGUAUCGUAACUCCAACUACACAGAGUCUUACCCAGCUGGUGAAGUCCUCCUGCCGAUUGGUUCCACUCUGCGCGUGGGCGUGUCCGUAGAGGAGUCCGGGAUGGAGCGCUUUGUUGUUGUUCUAAGGGACUGCUAUGCCAACCAAUCCCCCAACCCUGAUAAUCUCCCGCGGUCCUACAUGAUUCAGGACAGGUGUCCUACAAAUCGUACCCAGGUGACCGUGGAGGAAAGCGGCUCGUCCUUCAGGGCUCGCUUCUCUGCUGCGUUGCAGGUGGACUACCGUUACUUCUUCCUGCACUGCAGCCUCAGCCUGUGUGACCAGAGGAUCUCCUCCUGCACUCCAGUGUGCUCUGGAAGGAAAUCUCGCUCUGCGUCUGAUACUGUCCUCCUCAAGCCCAUAGCCAUCGGGCCAAUCAGCUUUUGUUUUGGUGCAGGAUUGGUUGUAACCAGCUGUGGUGUGUGUGAUGUGGGGGAGGACUAUAUCAGUGUUGGUGGAACAUCUUGCUGUGCAGACCCCUGCCUGCACUACACCGUACUUAAUGACGAUUGGCGUGCCACCAACAACAAUGCCAACGUUAAUGGCGAGCACUGCGACAAGGAUGUCAACUGGCAGGGCUGGUAUCGCCUGUUCCUGGGGAACACCAGUGUUCAGAUGCCAGAGAGGUGUGUGGACAGUUACAUGUGUGGGACGGAGAUCCCCAUGUGGCUCACGGAUCCAAAUCCCCAGCUGUUAGACGGGGUGGUUCAGAGGGGUGUCUGUGGGAGCUGGUAUGGUGACUGCUGCUACUGGAGGCAAAAUCCCAUCCAUGUCAAAGCCUGCUAUGGAAACUACAAUGUCUACAAGUUUGUCCCUACAACAACAUGCAACAUGGCCUACUGUGCAGACGUCAACACCAAGGUGUGUUCUACCUGUAGAGAUGAUGACACCUGUAGGAGUGAGGAUAAGAUCACCUGGAGGUGUGAGAGGAAAGCACCAGAGCUGGUGUGUGGGCGGAGCCUGGUACAGGUGGGUCUAAACAGGGCCCACCUGGAGGCUGCUGGUCUGAACGCUUCCUCUGCCCACCUGUCUGACGGACGCUGCUCUGCCCACCAGGAGGCUAACGGCACAGUGUGGUACCAGGUGGAGCGAAGGAAGGGACGCUGUGGAAACACUCUGGAGACUAACACCACCCAUGCUGUCUACUCCAACAGCUUAUUUGUUUAUCCAGUAGAUGGGAGGAAUGACUCUCUCUCCCGACCCGUGAGCUUUCCUCUCUCCUGUGUCUAUCCUCUGUGGACAGAGAGCAGUCUGAAUGUGGCCAUCAAACCCUACCUACUGAAUAGUCGUGGAGCUGUUGGAGUCGGUGCCAAGGCCAGAUUCUCCAUGUUUCUGUAUCGUAACUCCAACUACACAGAGUCUUACCCAGCUGGUGAAGUCCUUCUGCCGAUUGGUUCCACUCUGCGCGUGGGCGUGUCCGUAGAGGAGUCCGGGAUGGAGCGUUUUGUUGUUGUUCUAAGGGACUGCUAUGCCAACCAAUCCCCCAACCCUGAUAAUCUCCCACAGACCUACAUGAUUCAGGACAGGUGUCCUACAAAUCGUACCCAGGUGACAGUGGAGGAAAGCGGCUCGUCCCUCAGGGCUCGCUUCUCUGCUCUACUGCAGGUGGACUACCGUUACAUCUUCCUGCACUGCAGCCUCAGCCUGUGUGACCAGAGGAGCUCCUCCUGCACUCCAGUGUGCUCUGGAAGGAAAUCUCGCUCUGUGUCUGAUACUGUCCUCCUCAAGCCCAUAGCCAUCGGGCCAAUCAGCUCUGAAGAGAAGCUGAACAGAAUGAUGUCAUCGGGUGUUCUGAUGAUGCUCCUGUUCUUUAAGCAUGUUACUGCAGACAACUCAGGUACGGUUGUUACCAGUUGUGAGGCGUGUCAUGACCAAGCCACCUGCCUAGACUCACCUGUGGAACGUGAGAGGGGAGAUGCUUUCCAAACCGGGUCUGUCACUUGCACCUGUCAAGAUGGCUUUGUUGGCGACGGCAUCACAUGCUACGACCUUGAAUUCUGCGCUAAAGGCUCCUGCUGUCGUCAAGGUUACGGCUGGUCCUCGGAGCUGGGCUGUGUGGACGUUGACGAGUGUUCCCUCCCAGACCAACCCUGCAGCCCUCCUCAGGUCUGUGAGAACACCCCCGGAUCCUUCAACUGCCUGGUGCCUCCUGAAGACGACCUCCACUCCAGUCCUGGUUCUGACUCCCGUUCAGUGCAGUUUCAGUGCGGGGGGAGACGGUGUCCAGUGGGAGAGGACUGUAUCAGUGUUGGUGGAACAUCCCUCUGUGCAGACCCCUGCCUGCACUACUCUGUACUGAAUGACGACUGGCGUUCCACCACCAACUACGGUCCAGCUAACGGCUACCACUGUGACUCGUCUGUCAACUGGCAGGGCUGGUAUCGCCUGUUCCUGGGAAACACCAGUGUUCAGAUGCCAGAGAGGUGUGUGGAAAAGUACAUGUGUGGGACGGAGAUCCCCUUGUGGCUUCCAUUAGCGCAUCCCCAGCUGUUAGACGGGGUGGUUCAGAGGAGCGUCUGUGGACACUAUUACUAUGACUGCUGCUACAGGAGGCAAAAUCCCAUCCAUGUCAAAGCCUGCUAUGGAAACUACUAUGUCUACAAGUUGGUCCCUACAACAACAUGCAACAUGGCCUACUGUGCAGAUGUCAACACCACGGUGUGUUCUACAUGUGGAGUGUUUGAUGCCUGCGUGAGCGACAAUGAGACCAACUGGAGAUGUGAGAGGAAAGCUCCAGAGCUGGUGUGUGGGCGGAGCCUCCUGAAGGUGGGCCUUCCAAAUGUUUACCUGGAGGCUGCUGGUCUGGAUGCUUCCUCUGCUCACCUGGCCGACCACCGCUGCUCCGCCCACGAGGAUCGUAACGGCACGGUGUGGUACCAGGUGGAGCGCAGGGAGGGACGCUGUGGGAACACUCUGGAGACAAACGCCACCCAUGCUGUCUACUCCAACAGCUUAUUAGUUUAUCCAGUAGAUGGGAGGAACGACUCCCGACCCUUCGGCUUUCCCUUCUCCUGUGUCUAUCCUCUGGAGACAGAGAGCAGUCUGGAUGUGGCCAUCAGACCUCUCCCACUAACGGAUCAUAAAGUUGUCAGAGUCGGUGCCAAGGCCAAGGCCUCCAUGUCUCUGUACCGCGACACCAACUACACACAGCCUUACCCAGCUGGUCAGCCAGUCACCCUGAUUGCGGGUUCCUCCCUGUACGUGGGCGUGUCCGUAGAGGAGUCCGAGGCAGAACGUUUUGUCGUUGUUCUGGAAGACUGCUACACCACGGAAUCACCCAGCCCUGAUAAUCUCCCACAGACCUACAUGAUUCAGGACAGGUGUCCUACAAAUCGUACCCAGGUGACAGUGGAGGAAAGCGGCUCGUCCCUCAGGGCUCGCUUCUCUGCUGCGUUGCAGGUGGACUACCGUUACAUCUUCCUGCACUGCAGCCUCAGCCUGUGUGACCAGAGGAGCUCCUCCUGCACUCCAGUGUGUUCCAGGAGGAGAUCCCGCUCUGUGUCCAAGUCCAUCCGCCUCAAACCCCUCACCAUCGGGCCAAUCACCUGGGCCCAGAGUCUGGAGUGAGCCUUGGGACCCCCAGCAUAUGAAGGAUGGCAGGGGCCCAGAGUCUUGAGUGAGCCUUGGGAACCCCCAGCAUAUGAAGGAUGGCAGGGGCCCAGAGUCUGGAGUGAGCCUUGGGACCCCCAGCAUAUGAAGGAUGGGGUCCCUCCUGCACUACUCCCCUGAUCUCCAUCCCAACCUACAGCCCAGUGUAACUUUCAAGGGCACAGAAAUACUUGUUUUGAUUCUAAGUAAUUAAUUGAUGCACUACAGUGUGAUUUCAUUGUACUGUGUAUGUUGUAUACACAUAGACUUGCAUUGUUUUAGGGCUGAUCAUUUCCCCAAACCUGAGUUCUGUGUGUGUAAGCUGUGAUUUGAUGAUGUCAAUAAAUAACUCUGUAUGAUGAUG
Messenger RNA from Salvelinus fontinalis (brook trout), 4869 nucleotides. RefSeq lists its product as uncharacterized. The record is from RefSeq and is a predicted model, not a curated record. NCBI's taxonomy places the organism in Eukaryota, Metazoa, Chordata, Actinopteri, Salmoniformes, Salmonidae. Bases 99 to 4484 code for a protein of 1461 amino acids. The transcript is spliced from 23 exons. Gene Ontology annotation, cellular component: apical plasma membrane; cell surface. Gene Ontology annotation, molecular function: calcium ion binding. Gene Ontology annotation, biological process: neutrophil migration.